This is a messenger RNA of Struthio camelus australis, 3305 nucleotides long. Lineage: Eukaryota; Metazoa; Chordata; Aves; Struthioniformes; Struthionidae. The record is from RefSeq and is a predicted model, not a curated record.
CAGUUCAUGGCUCGACUGUUCCUGUAUGGAAUAUUAAGGGAAGCCAAUUGAAAACCAUUGACCGCGGUUAUUCAGUCUUAUGUUUUGCUGUGCGUACUGAGGUUUUUGCAGCUUUUACUAAAGCUUGGAGAAAACGAGGAACAAAGAGGGAUGAGGAUUAUUCAGGGAAUAAACUUUUACCUCAUAAUCAGAAUUUAUUCUUAAGGCUCCGUCUCUAGAUACUGAAGAAAGCAAUAACGCUUAUGUCGUUUUUAUGCUCCAGUCCAGAAUUUGUCUCCAUAGACCUUUAUCCUCUUAUGAAUACAUCUAUAAAGGAAUACAGCUUUUAUAUAGAAACAAAAAUUGCUUUGGUUCCUUGUUCUGUGUAUGUGAAGCCCUUGCUGUUUUCAUGAAGCCUAUGUGAGUGAUUUGCCGGAACUGCUUGGACAGGCAGGUUGGACAAAACUGAUGUUCUCGACUGAUGGAUUUGAGGCAAAGCCGCCCUCCUCUUCCACAUGGGAGACUGUCAUUCAGACUCUGCGAGAAGUUGGAGGUUGCACCACCAUCUCCAGGACAACUGAGACAUGUGUUCUUCCACAAUGCAUUGCCUUUUGUAGGGUUUGGAUUUUUGGAUAACGCAAUUAUGAUUGCUGCGGGAACGCAAAUAGAACUGUCAAUUGGAGUUAUCCUAGGAAUUUCAACUAUGGCAGCUGCUGCUUUGGGAAACCUUGUUUCAGAUUUAGCUGGACUGGGUCUUGCAGGUUAUGUAGAAGCUUUAGCUUCAAGGCUGGGUCUGUCAAUCCCUGAUUUGACACCGAAACAAGCUGAUAUGUGGCAAACACGUCUCAGUGCACACUUGGGUAAAGCUAUUGGAGUGACCGUUGGCUGCAUUUUAGGAAUGUUUCCUUUGUUGUUCUUUGGCGAUGAGGAAGAAAAACUGGAAGAAAAAAAUUAACAUUUUUACAAGACGUAUACAAAUGUAAACUAAUGUACCUCAAUUAUUCAAUUAUGCUGUCAACAUUUAGGAAUUAACAGACAGUAAAAAAAUGUAUAGACUUGGGAACAAAACCUUCAGCAUGUUGUUUUAUGGAAACACUAAUUUAUUGUGGCUUUGUCGUGUUCAGUACUUCUUUUUAUAAGAAACCAUUUAGCUUUUAAUUUAAUGUAAAUUUUUGAAGUGUUUUCACUUAUGGCAACAGAUGUUUACCACUUCCCUUUUUGACCUUGUACUUUAAUGGAUUAUUAAAGUAAUAAUCCAUUAUUGGAUGGGAAUGGAUGAUAUGAAUGACAGUAUCGCUCUUGAGUUGCAUAUUGGUUGCUAACAGUUGUAAUUGCAUGGCAAAAAUUUCACUGCUGCUCAUCAGGUCCUUAAUGCAGAUUAUUAAGGGGGUCAGUGGCAGGUGGGUUGAAGUCAGCAAGAUGACUGGUUGACCCCUCCCCAGCCGUCAUUUUACACUGCCUUUACAAGAGAUAUUUCAGCCAUCUACAACAGUCUUUGCAUGUCUUGCAUUUCUUCACAAUUCUUACUGAUUAUCUUUUGAGGUCAUCAUUUAAAUGCCUUGAACAAGGUAAGUGUUUCUAGUGUAGUCUCUACCAGGUUCAUUUUUUAGAUUGUUUUUUAACACCUUCUAUGCCUUCAUAUUCAUACCUCUUUUUCCAUUAUGAGCAAAAUUUUGACAAUUCACUUGAGGUGUCCUUUAAUUCAUCUUCCUGAGCUUUUUAACGUGGUUUACAGGAGCUGAGACCUCUUCCUAUUUCAGAAGUGCAAACCACAGCAUUAUUCCUUGUUCUGUAAAAAAUAAGGUGUGAAUAAUUGACAAGGGUGGACAAAGCUGGGCAACACAAUUUAUGAAUAAGUGCUGGCAUUGCGAGUUUGUAAUAGGUGGCUCAAUUGAAAUGAUAAUAAAAAGUACCAUCAGUCUGGAUUAGAGGACCUGAUUUGCAGAAUAUAACUUUGUAUUUAAGAUUAAACCUUUGCUACUUUUUUGCUGUGAGACAUUUGGUAAGAAAAGAAAUGGUGACUCGGGGCCUUUUUCCUUUUUUGUCUUUUAUUUUUGCAGUCUUACUUGGUGUGUCAUAGAUCUAACAGUGCAGUCACAUAUAAUUGUGCUUUUUUAUAUGGUCAUGAAUGAAUUAUGGUUAUAACUAUCAUGUUGAAUGUUCAUGAUAUUUCAGGAUCUGAUUUUCCAAUAGUAUAAUUAUAAACUGAUGACUAUUGAUUACAGAGGAGAGACUUUCUCACCUGUCUGAAUACCACUUGGGAAAGUUACUAAAAAAAGAGGGGCGCAGCCAGGGCACUUUGAGAGUCUUAUUGCUAGAAUUAUUAACUCUUUUGAAACCUAGAAAUAAAUGUUUUUUUUUUUUAAAAAAUCCCAUGAUUAAGUUUUAUUUGCUGUAGAAGAAGCCUUAUUAUAACAUGCAUAUUUGUUUUACAGAGCUGAUUGCUCAUCUCAGUCAUAAAUCUGACUUCUCUGUUCUCAUUUCCAGAAGCACCAUAGCAGCAGUACUGAAACUGUAACACCAGUCUUUAAGGAAGGUGACGAUUGCAUCUGUUUUUGAAAAGCAGAUUGUGUAAACUUGCAGUGAGCAGUCCUAAUAGCGUAUACUACUCUUUGUAAGCUAAACCAUGACAAUCUGGACCAAACUGUAAAGUUAAAGAAAUCUCAUCUAGGCAAGAACGGAACGUGAAUGCUUGCAUUUUCAAAAUCGGAAGGUGUGGUGUAUGUGGGUGUGUUUUUUUUUUUUUUUUAAAUCCUUCUAGGAAACAAUGCACUUUUUCCCCGGUGGAUUGUUGCUGUUAUACAGUACCUCAAUAAUCGGAUUUUUUAAGCACCUACAUGUUUCUCUUGCCUUAAACUCUAACUUUUCUUCCACUGCAUACAUAUUCUUAUUUUCUAGUAUGUUUUUAUUGAAAGUUGUAAGUAUUUCCCAUGGUUUUUUUUAAGUUGAGGUGCACAUUAAAACAACUUUGCAUAGCUUUUUUUGUAGCUGUAAAUACAAUAAUACCAACACUGCAUCCCAUUAAGAUACUGACAUCUUCAUUGGAAUCUUCUAGCAAUGGCCAAACCUCUGUUCUUUGCUGUUGUGUUAACUGGAACGCUAUUUUCAUCACUUUUUGAGAGUUCUUAUGAACAAUCAGAAAGCCUGUGUCAGCUGUCAUAGCGGUGCUCAUUUUUAGAAAGGCUAUAGGAAGGACCAUGUACUAUUGUUUGAUGGCUUGUGCAUGUAAAUCAAGUGUGUUUUUUGUUGCUGUAUGUCAAACUAUUGUACUGCAACCAAUGCUUUUAACAAGAAGCAAUGAACUAAAAUAUCUUUAAAGAAAGUAA